UCGGUCUUCUGCUUGGCUGCGAGUUUCAGUGUCUUACGUCAUCCGAUGAGCGACAAGGCUCCCAAAAGGAAGAGAGAAGACCGGCUUGUUGCUAUCUGUCUCUAAGACACCUUCCUGGGGAUGUUGUGGCUGUUUGUCGGACCUGAGGAGGGAAGGUCGGGCUGAGUCACCAGUGGUACAGAGAAACUCAAAGGAGGUCCUGGCACCCCGGACUGUGAGAGAAAGAAAUGAGUGGUGGAUUAGCACCAAGUAAAAGUACUGUGUAUGUAUCCAACUUGCCUUUUUCUCUGACAAACAAUGACUUAUACAGGAUAUUUUCCAAAUAUGGAAAAGUUGUAAAAGUUACUAUUAUGAAAGACAAAGAUACCAGGAAGAGUAAAGGUGUUGCAUUUAUUUUGUUUUUGGAUAAAGAAUCAGCACAAAACUGUUCAAGGGCACUAAACAAUAAGCAGUUAUUUGGAAGAGUAAUCAAAGCAAGCAUUGCUAUUGACAAUGGAAGAGCUGCUGAGUUCAUCCGAAGGCGCAACUAUUUUGAUAAAUCUCGGUGUUAUGAGUGUGGAGAAACAGGUCACCUAAGUUAUGCUUGUCCUAAAAAUGUGCUUGGAGAACGUGAACCACCAAAAAAGAAAGAAAAGAAAAAAAGAAAGAAAAUUAUUGAACUGGAAGAAGAAAUUGAAGAAGUGGAAGAAAGUGAAGAUGAAGGAGAAGACCCUGCUCUCGAUAGCCUCAGCCAAGCCAUAGCUUUCCAGCAAGCCAAAAUUGAAGAAGAUCAACAAAGAUGGAAACCCAGUGCAAGUGAACCCUCAACAUCAGAUGAUUCAAGACGCCCAAGGAUAAAGAAAAGUGCAUAUUUCAGUGAUGAGGAAGAACUUAGUGAUUGAAAUGGAUUUAUGUAUAUGUCAUUGAAAUAUAAAAAUUUUGAAGCACAGUUUAAUUGGUGUUAAAAUUACCAUUGGAACUUUGACUGUAAGGAAAUAUAUAACUAACCAGUUUUACAUCUUUAAAUUAGGAUUACAAAGUUUACUUUCAUAGGAAACCAGAAAAUAAUUUAUAAGUAUCAUGUUCCUAAUUUUAUUUUUAAUAGAAUAAUAAAAAUCCAUUUUUGUUUCUGAAACAGUUAUUUUUUAAAAAAAUAAUAAACCCUUACCUUCUGUCUUGGUUCCAAGGCAGAAGAAUGGUAAGGACAAGGCAACAUCGAUUAAUUGGCUUAUCCAGGGUCACACAGCUAGGCAGUGUCUGUGGUCAGAUCUGAUGCUAGGACCUCUUUAUCUCUAGGCCUGUCUCUCAAUCCACUGAGCCACCUAGCUGCCCCAUCCUAUUACCCUUCUAAAACCAUAUGUAAAUAUAACCUAAUCAGUUGCAUUCAGUAGAAACUUAUAUUGCUAAAUAUGGUGCCACUGCAGACAUGCAUUAAAAAACUGUAGUAUUAAGAAGCUACUAAAAAAGUUAGUUUUCUUCAUUCUUCACAUGUCAACUGAAGCACUUUUCAAAUCUUAUUUUCAAACAGAAGCUUCCUAAAAACUUAAGUCAGUAACUUAAUUAUAUUUAGAAAUGUUCUUUACUAGGAGCAGCUAGGUUGCUCAGUGGAUUGAAAGCCCUAGAGAUGGGAUGUCCUGAGUUCAAAUCUGCCCUCAGACAGACACUUCUUAGUUAUUGUGACCCUGGGCAAGUCACUUAAUUACCAUUGCCUUGCCCUUACUAUUCUUCUGUCUUGGAACCAAUACACAGUACUGUUUGUAAAAUGGAAGAUAAGAGUUAAAAAAUAUAUAUAUUCUUACUAAAGUUCUCAAAAGUUUUUUCUUUACAGAUGAAUGACAGAAUUGGGGGGGGGGGCAGGGAGAAGGGAGUGAAAGAAUUGACUAUGUAUUCUGUUUAUAUAACAUGCAUUUAAAACAUAAAUAAACUACAUAAAUAAA
This is a messenger RNA of Monodelphis domestica (gray short-tailed opossum), 1916 nucleotides long. RefSeq names its product zinc finger CCHC-type and RNA binding motif containing 1 (gene ZCRB1). Gene Ontology annotation, biological process: mRNA splicing, via spliceosome. Gene Ontology annotation, molecular function: zinc ion binding; RNA binding. The record is from RefSeq and is a predicted model, not a curated record. Lineage: Eukaryota; Metazoa; Chordata; Mammalia; Didelphimorphia; Didelphidae. Gene Ontology annotation, cellular component: U12-type spliceosomal complex.